CGGAGCGAGGCGGCCCUUGCGCGCUCGCCCGCGGAGCCGGAGCAGCCGCCUGGAGCUGGACGAGGCGAGAGCGGCCCGGCGGAGCAUGGAGCGAGCGGGCGCUGCUGCCGCCUCCGCCUCCCUCCUCUUCUCCAGCCUGCGGUAGCCGCCGCCGCCGCCGCCUCUGGCAUGGCCCUGGCCGGCUCCCCGGCGCCGGAGCUGCGCCUGCCGCUGACCCGGAUCUCGGAGGAGGAGAUGGAGCUCUACUACCGCCUCCUGCGAGCCGCCGCCCGGGCCGAGGCUUCAGCCGCCGCCGCCGAAUCUGCACUCCCAAUCCGUGCGAAGGGUAUUAUCGAAGAUCUGAUGAAAGGGUUUGCAUUUCUUUCUGGUGGCCGAGGGAAGGAAAAUGGCUGGAUCAUAACGUUCCCUGAAAAUUCCCAGUUCAAUAAUGUGCCCGAGGAGGUUGUGACAAAAGUUUUAACCUACUUAACUUGGCUCCCAAGUCAAUGUGAACCCGACACCAAAUUUAUCCUCAUCCUGGACAGAAGGUUGGAUACGUGGACGUCAGUCAAAAUGGCUCUCCAGAAAAUAGCGGCCUCAUUCCCUGGCAACCUUCACCUCGUGAUGGUUCUGCGCCCCACCGGAUUUUUCCAGCGCACCUUUACUGACAUUGGAUUUCGAUUCAGUCAGGAGGACUUCCUACUCAAAUUGCCGGUUGUAAUGCUGAGUUCUGUCAGUGACUUAUUGACCUAUAUCGAUGAAAAACAGUUGACGCCCGAAUUUGGGGGCACCUUGGAAUACUGCCAUAGUGAAUGGGUGAUCUUCAGGACUGCUAUAGAAAGUUUUGCCCUGACAGUGAAGGAGAUUGCCCAGAUGUUGCAGUCCUUUGGAAUGGAGCUGGCAGAAACGGAAUUGCCAGAUGACAACUAUUCGAUAGAACGCCUCUUAGCCCUGCGCACAGAGAAGUACUACCAGCUGAAGGAAGAUAUUACGACUGUCACCAAAGAAGGAAAUAUGCUCUUGUGCAGUUUAGAGGAGCCCGGCACGGAUGAACCUGGCGAGGAGGAAACGCAAGAGAGAUCCGGGGACUGGGAAACCGUCAAUCGAUUGCUUGCACAGCUGCAGGAGAUGGAAGCGGCAUUUGAUGGAUUCUGGGAGAAACACCAGCUGAAGAUGGAGCAAUACUUGCAGCUGUGGAAAUUCGAGCAGCAUUUUCAAGAGCUCGAUAAAACCAUUGAAUUUUUAAUGGAGCAGCAAGGGGAACUGCCCGACACUGGAGACAACGUUGCUCAAGUGAAACAGAGGCUCUCGGACCUGGAUAACUUGGACAAAAUGGCCCAGGAAAUCACAGGGAAGGCCCAAGUGGUGAUCCUUCACGGGCACCAGUUGGCUGCGAACCACCAUUACGCCCUCAACUUGAUCUGCCAGCAAUGCAACGAGCUACGGCACCAUUCGGACAUCUUGCUGGAGGAGAUCAAGAAGAAGCACGGGCGGCUCCAGAAAACCUUGAACCUCCUCGUCACCCUGCAGCAGGCCCUGGAGUGCUGUGACGAGGGUGCGUACCUCCUAGCCAACCAGCCGAUGGAUAAAUGCCAAUCUCAGGAAGGUGCCCAAAAAGCUCUUCAAGACAUAGAGAGAUUCCUCAAGAGCUCUUCGCUGCAUUUAAACGCGGACCCCCAAGCCCUGUAUUCUGACUUUGAGCUCGUUUUAACUCCUGAACUGAAGGCCCGAAUACAGACGGUUCAGAUCAAGCUGGAGAAUGUGCGCUGCAUGUUUGAGAACAGGCAGACUUUCUUCAAAAAGCUGGCAGACAAACAGGCUCGCCCGGUGCAGCUUGUAGCCCCUCGGCCCGAAAACCCGCCUCGCUCGAAAUCUCCGUUGUUCUCCCCCAAACACGCGCAGUUGGAAGAUGGGGAACCUUCUCUUCAUAUCUGUUUGCAUUCCUCUGCAUCAGUUUUUCUCCCUACAUCUUUUGCCCAUUGCUUCGUUAAAGGUGUAGAUUUUAAUUCCAGUUUGAAAUUUUCAUUUGAUAUCUCUCUGCCGGGAAAGAAAACUUCAAGAAAACCUCAAAGUUCCCGUAAGAUUGAAGUCAUGCACGAUUACCAGGAGAAACAGAAUUCCUUGCAGUACUACAUUUCAGAAAGUGAAGACAGUUUAGAGAUCCUGAAAAGCCAUGUGAUAAACGAACUAAUAGAAACAGAGCGGGUUUAUGUGGAGGAGCUAUUCACUAUCUUGAUGGGCUACAGGGCAGAAAUGGACAACCCCACGAUGACUCUCCUCCUGCCACCCCUCUUGAGAAACCGGAAGGACGUUCUCUUUGGAAACAUGCCUGAGAUUUAUGAGUUCCACAACAGGAUCUUCCUUCACCAUCUGGAGAGCUGCUUGGAAGCACCAGAGAGAGUAGGAUACUGUUUCUUGGAAAGGCGGGAAGACUUCCAAAUGUAUGAGAAAUACUGCCAGAAUAAGCCACGGUCAGAAUCUCUGUGGAGGCAGUACGCAGAAAGUCUCUUCUUCCAGGAGUGCCAAAGGAAACUCGAACACAAGCUCGGCCUGGAUUCCUACUUGCUCAAACCUGUGCAGCGGUUAACAAAGUACCAGUUGCUUCUCAAGGAACUUCUGAAAUACAGUACAAGUUGCGAAGGCGUUCAGGAGCUGCAAGAGGCCUUGGUUGCGAUGCUGGACUUGCUUAAGUCAGUCAAUGACUCCAUGCAUCAGAUUUCGAUAACUGGCUAUGAUGGAGACAUCAGUGAACUUGGCAAGGUGCUGAUGCAAGGAUCCUUCAGCGUGUGGACGGGGCACCGGAGAGGGCCAACGAAAAUGAAGGAUCUCGCCAGGUUCAAGCCGAUGCAAAGGCACCUCUUCCUGUAUGAGAAAGCCCUUGUGUUCUGCAAGAAGAGGGAGGACCAUGGCGACAGCUACGACAAGACCUCCUCGUAUAGUUUUAAGAACUUUUUGAAAAUGAGCGCUGUUGGAAUCACUGAAAAUGUGAAAGGAGACCAUCGGAAGUUUGAGAUCUGGUACAGCGGGCGGGAAGAGGUGUACGUGGUCCAGGCUCAAACGGUUGACCUGAAGAUGGCGUGGCUAAACGAAAUAAGAAAGGUUUUGUUCAAGCAGCAAGAACUUAUCCAAGUUGAAAAAAAGCCGCCACCUUCAUGUGCAGACCAAAUCCAGCUUUCCCCACCUCUGGAUGAAGGAAAACAGCCGAGAGUGUCGGUCAGCUCGGAAGAGAACGAUUCCGAACGCACCAGCCCGGUGACCCUGGAGAGCUCUACGUCCUCCCCUCAGAACAAACCAACCUGGCCAGCAAUGUCUCAUUCUUUGGAGAUCUGCGAGGGGCUUGAUGAUUGGUCCAGCAACCACUACUUCUCAACGUGUUCCGACACCGAAGAAGAGGACGGGAAUCAGCUGUCUCCGGGAAAAUAUAAGGCCUUAGCAGACUGCAAGAAGAGCGACUCGGAAGACUUGCUUGUGAAAAAUGGGGAUGUUAUUCAGCUUUUGCAUGAAGAUGGAGAGGGACAGUGGCUGGUUAAGAACCUCAACCGAAGAAAAGAAGGCUGGGUGCCCGUCAACAGUCUACAAAUAAUCCUCGGGGACUGUAGGUUUCGGAAUUCUAGAGUUGCAGACGCUGCCCUGUAUAAAACAAGGAAAUUAAGCUCUCCCUGAAUUUAAAGGGAGAACUAAGCCAUGUCAUUUCUGAAUUCUCCAGUGGAGGUUUGAAGUGGUUGCCCAAGAGGGAGAACACAUACAGUUGCUGGAAUUCCCUGUGCUAUCACCCAUCAACAUUUGCCGCCCAUCACAACUUCACCAACAUUGACUGUUAUCAUCAACGGAAGCCAUUCUUUGCUGUUUUUCAUUGGUUUCCCGCCAGUGGAAAAUGGGACGCCAUUUUGUUUUGCUGUACUGGUGGAUUAUCUCCCUCCUCUCCAUGACAUCCAUUGGGUUUUUUUGCGGACUAACUAGCUGGUUUCCUUGGCUUGGUUAAGAAGCCCAAUACUUACGUUUCCAGACAGAAAAGCUUUAUCUUAUUUUGCAACUGCACAUUAAUGUGGUUGGUUGCUCUUGACUAGACCAAAUACUAGUCAUAAUAAGCAAUGCUUUUUGAUUGGGCUGGAUGUUCUGGAAUGGGUGUGAAUACAUUCCGAUAACUUUGGCAUUAAGACCAUCUUUUGAGCUAGAUUAUUCAUGAUGAUGCAAUAAUGUUGAGGGGGAGAAGGGUCUCCUUUUGCACUAAGGGUCUGAUCCAGAGCCCAUGGGGUGUGGUUCAAGACCUUGUUGACUGGCCACUCAGGUUUGUCAGAAGUCACUUUGGGUUCCCCAGGGGUUCCAGGUUAUCUAGCGAAGUGUCCAGGUUUACACAGCAGUUUUUUGGAACACACACACGUGCCAUAACUGAGUUCAGUGUCCACAUUUGCACUAUGAAAAGUUGCCUUUGUUAAGACUAUGUUUCAGCAUCUUGAUAGAAAAUAAUGUGGAGGAGAGGUAAUAGGGCCUUCUCUCUCCCUCUCCCUCUCCCUCUCCCUCCUUUUUAAUGAUGUUUACAUAAUUUAUUUUCUGUUUUGCUUCUCCCCUGCCCACCCUGUGUGUAUAUUUGUAUGUACGGGUGGUUCAAGGUAUACAGAUAAAUGUGUACAAAUCUAAUUCCCCUUGGUGAUGAAAACAAAACAGGGUAGGUGUUCUGAUCGGGACACGCACAACGAUCCCUCACAUAAGUUGCAUGUGUGCAUAUGGAACAGAUACAGUGACUCUUUACCCUCAUUGCCUUGCACAGACUACAGGGGAGAGAACAGGAUAUUCAUCAAAAUCCACGUUCGUUUGUGAACCAUGGAUCCCUGGUUUUGCCAUAAAGCUGCUUGUAGGAUGCAUCCAUUUAUUUCGGGGAUAGGUAACGUGCUGCUAUCUGAGCCUGUGGUGUGUUUCACAUUCACUUUGAGCGGUAAUGGUUUAGUCUGCUUCUCUAAUAUGUCAGUUCAGCACAGCUUGUUAGACUUCAUAUGCCACCCAACAUGAAAAUGGUACUGCAGAUCCAUUAUAACUUUAAUGGAGAGUCCUAGGAAGUUUCAAUCCCCUGCAAGCAUUCUUAAUGGACCAUUGCAACAGAUAUCUGUGUAUAUAUUGAAUUCUAUUUUUAAAAAGCAACACUUGCUUUGAAGCUUGAAAAGGAGAUGAGGUUGUUAGGACAGGAGGGCCAGCCCUGCUGUGUAGGUUACAAAUGUCUGACUCCACACCUGUUUCAUCCCAGCAACCACAGCACACGGCACAACCUGGUCUUCUAUUCUUUCUUGUCUUCCUAGAUCUGAAACUUAAAUGCUCUCAUUCAUGAAACUGGCUAAUUCUUCAAAUCUGAAUGUACAGUCUUAGCCUUUUAAAACUUUUGCACAAAUCCUUGGUGGCAUCUUAAAGUAGACAGGUUUACCACUCAAGCUACAAAAUGCAUAUGGCACUCCCAGACGACACGAGGGGUGGGGAAGUGGGGUCCCCACCCCAUCCCUGGCCUAGACAGUAAAAUUAUAAUUACUGUAAAUGAUGUUGUACAAAUGUGUUAAAUCUAUAUUUAAGAAGAAUUGUAAACCUUGUUAAAUAAAGAAAUGUAUAUGAGAACUUUU
Molecule: messenger RNA, 5582 nt
Organism: Hemicordylus capensis (graceful crag lizard)
Lineage: Eukaryota; Metazoa; Chordata; Lepidosauria; Squamata; Cordylidae
Gene: MCF2
Product: MCF.2 cell line derived transforming sequence
Exons: 31
Coding region: 169-3642 (1157 amino acids)
Biological process (GO): intracellular signal transduction; dendrite development
Cellular component (GO): cytoplasm
Molecular function (GO): protein binding; guanyl-nucleotide exchange factor activity
Source: RefSeq, a predicted model, not a curated record